AUGCGUUAUCCAAGGCGAGUGAUGGAACUCAGCGAACUAAGGACUUCGAUUCAUCAAGAAAGUGACCAAAUGAGCGUUCUCAAUAGGGCAGCAAGCAGUAGGAAUGCAGUAACAGGUUUGAACUCAUUGAUACCGCAAGACUGGUCAAUCCUUUACGACAUUUCAAAUUGCGAAAAUCCCUUACACAUAUCGGCAUUGUUGAAUCAUGUUAGAUUCACAGAGGCCAUUCUCAGUCGCAAUCCCGAGCUUGCCACUGUGAAAAAUUCUUCUGGAAGCACAGCCCUCCACUUGGCUUCUGCAGAGGGUAACUUGGAGAUCGUGCUGAAACUGCUACAACAUAACAAAGACCCAUGCUUGUUUCAUGAUGAAGAAGGAAGAAUUCCUCUGCACUAUGCUGCUAUGAGGGGUAGAACAAAGGUUGCAGAAGAGCUGAUCAAAGCCAAGCCAGAUUCUUUGAGUCUAGGUGACAAUUAUAAAAAAACUGCUUUUCACUUUUGUGUGAAAUACAACCAUUUAGAAACUCUCCAAGCUUUGGUGAAAUUGGAUUAUGCUAUUGCUGGCGACCUUCUCAACUUCAGAAGACCUGAUUGUGCUGGCAAUACCGUUCUUCAUUUUGCCGUCAAGUUGAACCGAGCGGAGGUUAUAAGGUAUCUCCUGUAAUUCCAAAAAUAAGAGAAUUAGCAAAGUUGAAGAAUGAAAAAG
Messenger RNA from Prosopis cineraria, 702 nucleotides. RefSeq names its product ankyrin repeat-containing protein At5g02620-like. The record is from RefSeq and is a predicted model, not a curated record. The transcript is spliced from 2 exons. Gene Ontology annotation, molecular function: protein binding. The coding region runs from base 1 to 660 and encodes 219 amino acids. Lineage: Eukaryota; Viridiplantae; Streptophyta; Magnoliopsida; Fabales; Fabaceae.